Messenger RNA from Pelobates fuscus (common spadefoot toad), 2399 nucleotides. RefSeq names its product tRNA methyltransferase 2 homolog A (gene TRMT2A). Lineage: Eukaryota; Metazoa; Chordata; Amphibia; Anura; Pelobatidae. The transcript is spliced from 12 exons. Gene Ontology annotation, molecular function: RNA binding; RNA methyltransferase activity. Bases 215 to 2104 code for a protein of 629 amino acids. The record is from RefSeq and is a predicted model, not a curated record. Gene Ontology annotation, biological process: RNA processing.
ACCACAACCAGGUAGAUUAUCCACUAAACUGGAAAUUGAACAAAUGAUUUACAGUUUAAUGCCAAUAUAGAGGAAAUGGAAAACAAUUUCCAAGUUGGUUAAUUUUAAAGCCUGCUUAGUUUGGCCAAAGAAAACCCCUGGGUCAACUCCCAGUAGAGUAUAUAACCCUUGCUUCUCACAAGAAGUCACAGGAUAUAAAAGAACUGAACAGAAGAUGGAUAUUGCAGACAAUGAAAACAUCACCAGUUCAGAAGAACCAUGUCAAGUAAAUUCACCUGAGGAUGAAAACAAAGAAGAGAAAGAAAAAGAGUCUGCGCUGGAGAGUGAAGAUGCUACGAGUAGUUCAGGAAUAUAUAGAUAUAUUAAGGAUGACCUUUUCACUUCAGAGAUAUUCAAAGUAGAAAUACAAAACCUACCAAAGUACAUAGGUAUUAAUGACAUAAAGAAAUUCCUUGCCAAGUAUGGACUGAACCCUCAUAAAGUUAAACUCAUGAAUAAGCAAACAUUUGCAUUCGUGACUUUUAAAAGUGAAGAGGAGAGAGAUAAAGCCAUGAAAGUCAUACAUGGAGUGAUGUGGAAAAAACGUGCAUUGAGUGUCCGGCUAGCAAAGCCCAGGGCUGAUCCCAUAGCGAAGAAGAGAAAACAAGAAGAAGAAGAUGCUAAAGAACAACCUGAUAAUAAGCGUCACACUUUACUGGAAGAUGGACAGGAAGUGCCACUCAGCAAACAGAUUGCAGAUGUAGUAACUCCUCUAUGGCAGGUACCAUAUGAAGAACAGCUGAAAAUGAAGGAACGGGAGUGUGAACAUGCUCUGCAGAAACUGACCAAGGAAAUCGGAAAUACCAACAAGGCCAUUUUACCUUGGCUUUUUGUUCAGAAACAGAAGUACAAUAAAUUAUGCUGCCCCUUUGAGGGGGUGAAUCCAUCCCCCACACAGACGGAGUAUCGUAACAAAUGUGAAUUCCUGAUUGGGAUUGGUGCAAAUCAAGAAGAUAAGACUGUUGGCUGCAGACUGGGAAAAUAUAAGGGGGGUUCAUGUGCUGUCGUGGAACCAUUUGAUACAAUUCACAUCCCUGCUGUCACCAAGAGGGUUGUGAAAGCUUUCCAGGAAUAUAUCCGCACAACCCCAUAUGCGGUUUACAGUCCCGAAUCCUAUGAAGGUCACUGGAAGCAAUUGACUGUCCGUAGCAGCAGGAAGGGGCAAGUCAUGGCAAUGGUGUAUUUCAAUCCACAGAAACUUAGCAAAGAGGUGCUUGUGGAACUGAAAACCUCUCUAGCGACCUAUUUCAUUAACGGACCAGGAAAAGACAGUGGCAUUACCUCUCUUUACUUUGUUGAAGAGGGUCAAAGGAAGUCACCAAAUCUUGAAGAUUUACCUGUGGAGCAUUUGGGUGGAGACAAAUAUAUUCAUGAGGAGCUUCUGGGACUUACGUUUCGCAUAUCACCCCAUGCAUUUUUCCAGGUGAAUACACUAGCUGCAGAGGUACUGUAUUCCAAAAUUGCAGACUGGGCUCAGUUGAACCAGAACAGCACUGUGUUGGAUGUCUGUUGUGGAACGGGUACUAUUGGUAUCUCUUUGGCAAAGAAAGUAAAGAAAGUUGUUGGAAUUGAGCUAUGCCAAGAAGCAAUCGCAGAUGCCAAGGCUAAUGCACAGAUUAAUGAUCUUGGGAACAUUGACUUUCAGUGUGGCAAGGCAGAAGACAUUUUUCCUGCUUUGAUUAACUCCUUCACCUCUCAGAACCCUGUUGCUAUUGUUGACCCACCUCGAGCAGGCCUGCAUUCCAAGGUGAUCAUAGCAAUCAGAAAAGCUGAACACCUGAAACAACUGAUAUAUGUGUCGUGCAACCCCAAGGGUGCAAUGUCUAACUUUGUUGACUUAUGUCGUGCACCUUCAAACAGAGUCAAAGGACGUCCUUUCAGGCCAGUUCGAGCGUUGGCUGUGGACCUGUUUCCUCAAACCCCUCAUUGUGAGCUCCUAAUUCUAUUUGAGAGGGUGGACUAUACAGAAAUCUCAAGUGAACCUGCUGGCACUCCAGGUGCCCCUAAUAUCCAAGACACAGACACAUGUGAGGUUCAGCCAGACAGCACUGAAAAUCUUCAGUGAUUGUGAGCCAUGCAGCUUCGUUUAGCCAAUUACAGAAGGGUUUCUGCAGCUAAAAGUGCAUAACAUGGGACCACUAACACCCAUUUUAUUACUUCAUUUGACAGUGUUAAAAUCCAUGUAACCACUUUCAUAAAGUCUUUUUAGCCUCCAUAGCAAGCGAUCUACAUAAAGGGAUUGUGUUAAAUCAAAUACAGGAAAAUACACUGCAGCAUCAUCAAACUGGAAAAAAAUUUCAAAUCUCAUUUUCAGCAUAUUUGUGAAUAGCGCUUUGUGUUUAUGUACAGAUUUCACUUCU